Messenger RNA from Eurytemora carolleeae, 2695 nucleotides. RefSeq lists its product as uncharacterized. Gene Ontology annotation, biological process: sodium ion transport. The record is from RefSeq and is a predicted model, not a curated record. The transcript is spliced from 7 exons. NCBI's taxonomy places the organism in Eukaryota, Metazoa, Arthropoda, Copepoda, Calanoida, Temoridae. The coding region runs from base 289 to 1689 and encodes 466 amino acids. Gene Ontology annotation, molecular function: sodium channel activity. Gene Ontology annotation, cellular component: membrane.
GCUAUUCAAACUGUCAGCCACUAAAAGGAUAAGAGAAAUGAGCUAUUCAAACUGUCGGCCACUAUUCCUAACAAUCAAGGCCUAACCUCCACAAAAAAUGACCACAGAAACGAAAAUAAUUGUUUACAACACUAAUUUAACCAGGGUUAAAAAUGUUUAUUAAUUAUUUUAAUUGAAAAGCAUUGAAGUAAAGAUAUUGAUUUUAACUAUGGGCAUUACAGUUGGUUAGCAAACAAAAGAACUUCUUUCCGCCCUACAGGACAAAUAGUAGAGAAACCUUGCUUGACAAUGAAACAUCAUUACAAACACAUUUAUAAUUUUAUGUACUUCUUCUUUAUAUUACUCUUUAUUUUGAUAGGCAGCUUUUCUGUCUCCAAGUUUUUGGAGAAAAAAACUUUAAUGAUAAGCACCUUUGAAGAGGCAGCUUUAGUUGAUUUCCCCUCUGUAACAUUCUGCAAGAAAUACAUCUUUAACAAUCCCAACCCUGCCUUCCUUGAUGAGAUGGAGAUGAAAUCACCAAUCUUUGACAAGAGCUGGGUAAUCAACAAUACUUUAGGCAGGGAAACACUGUUCACCUUUAUUAACCACAAGAGCAAGAGGAAUGAAUCAAACUUUGACUGUAACACAAUUGAUGGAAGUACACUGUCAGGCCAGCCAUGCAUUUUCCCCUUUCUCAGAAGAGACUGUAGGCUAAGUGAUCCAGUGAGUCCAACAAGAAGCUUCUACUGUGACUCAUUUGACCAAACUAAUUUACAAGAGCUUCACUACAACUGUACAUAUGUUGAUGAUGUCCGACCUUGGUGUGCUACUCGAGUAUUUAAAAAUAGUUCAAUCGUUCCCUCUUAUUACGGAUAUUGCUCUCCAGACUGUGAUGGCUCUUUACCUAGAUCAGAAAGCUCAAAAAACCUGGCCAGCCCAUUAUUUGCCCACCUUUGGCAGCAAAGGAUGUUUGACUUGGAUCCAUGGAAAUCUGGACAUUGCCAUACCUACACCUCAACUGAUCAUUUUACAACUGGGAAACAAGGGAACUUGUAUGCUUUUCUGGGAGAUGGAAUGGAGACGAGUAGACUAUCCUUGAGAGGAUAUUAUAUCUACAUUCAUUCAGCCAAGCAUUUUUGGCCAGCCAACAGUAUGAUUGUAAAUGGACAGAAUGGUGAUAUUGAGCUAAAUCUACACACAAGUUUAUCUGUUGUUUUUGAUAAAUCAGUGGAAACAAGAAUUCCUGGCUCCUGCAACCCUGAUUCCGAUUAUAGCACAACAGCUUGUAUGUUUAACUACAUUCAUGAACAAACUGGAUGUGAGCUUGACUGGUUUACAGCUCCAAAAAAUGGAUUUCCACCAUGCACCCUUGUCGCCCAAAUACGUACUUAUGCCAAAAUAACAGCUCAGCUUCAAUCUAUCACCUAUUCGGAAAUAAAAGAUUUAACAGGUUGUCUUGUUCCAUGCACUCGUGAGAUUUGGACCACUGAAUUGAAGGAGGAGAAGAUAUAUUGGAAAACAAACUGGACCUCAGAGUUUGUUUUAAAAGCUAAAAGUGGUAGAACUGAGUUUAUCACAGAAACACUGGUUUAUGAUUUUUGGAGUUUGGUGAAUGGAGUUGGGGGUCUAAUGGGACUGGUGCUAGGAGUUUCUGCCCUGUCCCUCACCCAGACAUUUCUGGAUUUUAUAAUCAAUAAGUUUUCUGUUUGAAAAUUUCAUUACCAUUGACCAACUGACUUACCACUAAACUUUACUGUGGAACAAUUAGAUAGAUGUGUAAUUUCAAGUGACCUUCCAUUAAUAGAGAGGCAUGUUUGAUUAACAAGGGUACCCUGUAUUAGAGAUGUCAAUGUUUUACUUUCAUAUAAUUUCAGCUUCCAUUACAAUAGUGUUUAUCAAAUUCAAAACGUUUGAAACGUUACGCUGCAUGUUUGAAAUUUUAUGGCAUAGACCAACAUUGCCUUUAACAACAAUUUUCUUAUGUUCCACUUUCAUCAAAGGUAAAUGUUUUCAGAGACCUUAAGUUUCAAUUUCACUUGGUUUGAAAACAUAAAGUUGACAAACAUUUUGCAUUAAUAAAACAUCAUCCUCUAACCAAUUUCUCCUUUCCGUUAACCUUUCUCUUCUCAUUUCCUGUCCCUUAGCCUUCCUCUUUCCCCUUUCAAAUCCCCUUUCCCUUUUUUCCUCCCUCUUCCCAUAUCGAUUUCCCCUUUCUCUUUCUCUUUCUCUUUCCCAUUCCCUAUCCCUUCCCUUACAUCAAUCCCCUUUCCCAUUCCUUUUCGCUUCCCCCCAUUUCUUUACCCAUCCCUUUUCAAAUCUCCUUCCCUUUUCCCCCUUCCCAUUCCCCUUUUCCCUUCUUGUACAAAAUUAAGCAUGCAUCUUCUUGGAAACCAUAGACUUCACUGAUCAAGGAGGGAGGCCACUUUAGCCCCCCCCCCCCUCCUGUAUAUAUGCCUCUGCAAAUUAUGUGUAUUAAAUCUUAAUUUUCUAUUGUCAGCAAAUCCCUUUAAUUUAAAGCAGACAAUAAAAGGAAAAUUUAGAAAACAAAAUUUUAAGAAAAAGAUGAUAAAAAAAAAUUGAAAUCUGGCAGUGACAUCUUUCAGGGAGGUUCUCUUGAAAUAAAGUACUUUUAAUCCUGAACUUUAUAUUACUUUUUUGCACGCUAGUGUCCUAAUCAGUUGUACAUUAAAACAUUUAUCUAAAUAAACAUUAAAUU